Emiliania huxleyi CCMP1516 is the source of this 979-nucleotide messenger RNA. RefSeq lists its product as hypothetical. The record is from RefSeq and is a predicted model, not a curated record. NCBI's taxonomy places the organism in Eukaryota, Haptophyta, Isochrysidales, Noelaerhabdaceae. The coding region runs from base 73 to 810 and encodes 245 amino acids. The transcript has 4 exons.
ACGUGUCAGUACUACACGCCGAUCGCGUACGGCCAGCUCGUCGCGCACGCGUGCCGCUCCGGUGGGUCGAGCAUGCGGCGCGCGUGGAGCGCGAUGGCGGAGGCGGCGCUCCCCGGCCGGGGCGGCGCCCUUUCCCUCACCGCGCCCGAGGGCGACGAGGUGGCCGAGGCGGACAUGCUCGAGCUCACAGACUUCCUCGGGGUCAUCACCAGGGGCAGCUCCGAGAGCGCGAGCGAGGUGGAGAGGGCCAAGGCGACGAUGAUGAAGAGCACUUUCCGGCGGCUCAACUGGAUCGAGCCCUCCGCCCUCCGCUCCUCCAUCGCGCGCGCCUCCGCCAUGCCCGGCUGCCAGGCCUACGCGAGCGCGCGCGACACGGCCGAGGCGCUGCGUGCCCUAGCGACCGGCCGCGUCAUCUCGCAGCGUGCGCUCGCCGACUGCCUUCGAUCGCGGCGCACCGCGCCGGCGGCCGGAACAGGCCGGCAGACAAAGAUGCAUCGCUUGUUCGACGACGCCGAAUUUGGGCUGGGCGUGCAGCUCGGCAUCGCCGAGAGGGCAGGCGUCGCGCUUGCGGCUGCGGACGGCGCCGAGCAGUCUUGGGGACACUUCGCUGCCAACGGCUCCUUCGCCAUCGUGCUGCCUGGCUGCGCCGCGACUGGCGCGCGGCCGCUCGUGGCGGUGCUCCUCGUCAACCUCGACCAGCAAGGCCCAUCGGGCGAACCGGCCGCCACCGAGGCAUACGCGAGCGACAAUGCGCAUGUCUUCCGCGCCGUCCUGCGCCAGCUCGUCGCCGCAAACGUAGCGCAGCGAUGACGCCCGCCGAUGCGCCGCUCACUUGACACACUUGCCAGCCGUGCACCUGUACCUGUACCUGUACCUCUCCCGUGCGCACACACCUGAACCUCUCCACCCGCUGGCGCGCCACUGUGAAUUUGCCAGAGCCACAUGCAGUACCGUCCAAAUACCAAAACCACCGUACAAG